AUGUCUACGCUUCACCCGCCGGACGAGUGGGAGACGCUGCCGGCCGACGCCACCUACGAGAAGGCCCUGCUGCGCCACUGCCGCUACCGGAACACGGUACUAACCAACCUGCACCUGGAGUUCGGCUGCCCGCAGCACUGGGCCCAGUUCGUCGGCCGACCUACGGACGUGGUGGUGGCCAGCUUUCCGCAGUCGGGCGGCUCGUGGCUGCAGGAGCUCGUGUGGCGGCUGGUGACGGGCGGCCAGUCGUCGGCCGGCUCCGGCGCCAGCGCGGUGCCGCAGCAGCACCGGUUCCCGCUGCUGGACGCGCCGCCCGAGAACACGUUCAUGGCCACAGUGCCGCUGGAGGAGGUGGCCGACCCGCGUAUGAUCCGCACCCACCUGCCCUACCACCUGCUGCCCAGCGGCGUGCUCUCCAGCGGCGCCAAGCUGCUCUACGUCAGCCGCGACCCGCGCGACGUCUGCGUCUCCUACUACCACUUCUCGCGCCGGUUCGGGCCGCACCUGUACAGCGGCUCGUUCACCGAGUUCCGCGACAGCUUCACGCGCGGCGAGGUGACGUACGGGCCGUACCGCGAGCACGUGCGCGGCUACCAGCGGCACGCGGCCACCGUGCUCUGCAUCACCUACGAGCAGCUGCAGACGGAGCGGGCGGCCGUGGUGCGCCGCGUGGCCGAGUUCCUCGAGCGGCCCGUCACCGACCGGCAGGUGGACGAGAUCGUCCGCCAGACGAGCACUGACGUGAUGCGCGCCGACCCCGGUUCCAACUACCACCACUGGGAGCAGGCCGGCACCGUGGCCGGCGGCGGCGACGCCUUCGAGCAGGAGGACGCCGCCGGCAACUGGAGGAAGUACUUUACGGAGGAGGAGAGCGAGACGUUCCUCAAGUGGGCCAGCGAGGAGGUCGCGUUACCCAGUUAG
Messenger RNA from Amphibalanus amphitrite, 921 nucleotides. Its product is annotated as sulfotransferase family cytosolic 1B member 1-like. NCBI's taxonomy places the organism in Eukaryota, Metazoa, Arthropoda, Thecostraca, Balanomorpha, Balanidae. The transcript has a single exon. Bases 1 to 921 code for a protein of 306 amino acids. Gene Ontology annotation, biological process: sulfation. Gene Ontology annotation, cellular component: cytoplasm. The record is from RefSeq and is a predicted model, not a curated record. Gene Ontology annotation, molecular function: sulfotransferase activity.